GACCUUCCCCGCCUCCCUCCCCGGGCAAGCUUCCUAAAGCAAGCGAACGAACCCAGCCGGCGUCUGUCGCGAUGGAAGCGGUCACUUCUUCAGAUAACUACUCAGCUCUGGAAAAUGAGCAUCCUCAAGGAAGCUACUGGAAGAUGUGCUCCACCAAAACAAGGGAGUAAUCAAAAAAGAUGAAAACAUGGGAUACAGGACACAGGAGUGCCAGUACAGGAGAGACGUGAAAGGGCUGGCUCCCCUGGAUGGUGAUGAAGGAAGAUCUAAGGAUGACAGCAGUGCACACCAGGCACACCAGCCCAGAUCUGAGCAGAGACUCCAGAAUCCAACAAUAGCGUGUAUACUUCCUUCAUGAAGUCUCAUCGCUGCUAUGACCUGAUUCCCACAAGCUCAAAAUUGGUUGUAUUUGAUACUUCCCUUCAGGUGAAGAAAGCUUUCUUUGCUUUGGUGACUAAUGGUGUCCGAGCUGCGCCUUUGUGGGAUAGUAAGAAGCAAAGUUUUGUGGGCAUGCUGACCAUCACUGAUUUCAUCAAUAUUCUGCACCGCUACUAUAAAUCAGCCCUGGUUCAGAUCUAUGAGCUAGAAGAACACAAGAUAGAAACUUGGAGAGAGGUGUACCUACAGGACUCCUUUAAACCACUUGUCUGCAUUUCUCCUAAUGCCAGCUUGUUUGAUGCUGUCUCUUCAUUAAUUCGAAACAAGAUCCACAGGCUGCCAGUUAUUGACCCGGAAUCAGGCAACACCUUGUACAUCCUUACCCACAAGCGCAUCCUCAAAUUCCUCAAGUUGUUUAUCACUGAGUUCCCCAAGCCAGAGUUCAUGUCUAAGUCUCUGGAAGAGCUACAGAUUGGCACCUAUGCUAACAUUGCUAUGGUCCGCACUACUACCCCCGUCUACGUGGCUCUGGGCAUCUUUGUACAGCACCGAGUCUCAGCCCUGCCAGUGGUGGAUGAGAAAGGGCGUGUGGUGGACAUCUACUCCAAGUUUGAUGUUAUCAAUCUGGCAGCAGAGAAGACCUACAACAAUCUAGAUGUGUCAGUGACCAAAGCCCUGCAACAUCGAUCGCAUCACUUUGAGGGUGUCCUCAAGUGCUACCUGCAUGAGACUCUGGAAACCAUCAUCAACAGGCUGGUAGAAGCAGAGGUUCACCGGCUUGUAGUGGUGGAUGAGAAUGAUGUGGUCAAGGGAAUUGUAUCACUGUCUGACAUCUUGCAGGCCCUGGUGCUCACAGGCGGAGAGAAGCCCUGAGCCGGGGGAAGGGGUCAUGCAGCACCAGGGGUUAUGCCCCACUCACUGCCUGCCCAAAGCUCUGGGAACCAGAGACGAGAACUUUAGAGAAUUGGGACUCUGUUCCCUGCCCGGGAGCUCCCUACCCUUCUACAUGGGAGUGAGGGAAGGUGUGGGGGAGGAAGGAGAAUGGAUUUUUAGCUGUCCUUAUCCUCACCCUUGAGGAAAUCUUUCAGCCUGGUCCCUGCCCACUUAGACAUAGCCCCCUUUCUGUGCUUCUCAGGCAAAUUCUGAUCUCUGAGAGAUCCCCAGACCUCACCCAGCCUUUGCCUCUAUCUCUGUCCCUGACUCCACCCUAAGAUAAUGGACACAACAAAACUCUUCAUAAAGAUAUUUUUAUUCAUCCUGUUUCAUGCUGUAUGGAGGAGGCUGAGUCCAUUUAAUGGCAUUUCUUCCCAUAAUGGGAGUGGGGAGGAUCAUGGGGAGGAGGGCCUUUGGGUUCCUGUGCUGUAUGCAUAUGAAGGGAGAUGAGACUCAGGUGGAGGGGGAGGGCAGAGCGGUUAGCUGAGGUUAUUGCUUUUUGUGGCAAACCUAAUUAAAAUGACAGGAGCCUCUUCA
This is a messenger RNA of Globicephala melas (long-finned pilot whale), 1848 nucleotides long. RefSeq names its product protein kinase AMP-activated non-catalytic subunit gamma 1 (gene PRKAG1). The record is from RefSeq and is a predicted model, not a curated record. Gene Ontology annotation, molecular function: protein kinase regulator activity; AMP binding; protein kinase binding. Gene Ontology annotation, biological process: regulation of catalytic activity; protein phosphorylation. Gene Ontology annotation, cellular component: nucleotide-activated protein kinase complex; cytoplasm; nucleus. Lineage: Eukaryota; Metazoa; Chordata; Mammalia; Artiodactyla; Delphinidae.